Messenger RNA from Salvelinus fontinalis (brook trout), 5251 nucleotides. RefSeq names its product acid-sensing ion channel 1C-like. The transcript has 11 exons. Gene Ontology annotation, cellular component: membrane. NCBI's taxonomy places the organism in Eukaryota, Metazoa, Chordata, Actinopteri, Salmoniformes, Salmonidae. The record is from RefSeq and is a predicted model, not a curated record. Gene Ontology annotation, biological process: sodium ion transmembrane transport. The coding region runs from base 497 to 2248 and encodes 583 amino acids.
GUAGCUCUAUAUUCCUGCUGCAAGUCCACAGACAAAAAGCAUCUCUUCCAGCUGAGCAGAAGGGAGGUGUUGAUAGCUUUCUAGGCAGCUUAUGCACAAAAGGCACAAACCACUGGAAACUGGGGGAACUAUUGUCUCAUUGUGGAGAUGAAGAGGGAGGUGAUGAGGAAAAAGAGAGACAACAUCUGAUCAACAGGGAUACAUCUUUACAGAUUUCCUAAGUGACUGAUUGCUUCAGGAAUUGAACUACAUGCCUGCACCUGCAACAUAGUAUUAUCCCACCCAUCUGUUGAUGAGUGACUGGUGUUGGUUAUCUUCUCUUAAAAAAAAUUAAUUACGUUUUAUUUUUUUAAUUAAAUCGUGAAGUUCAAGCCUGAGUACUGUACAGCUGAGUCUAUCUGGAGCAUCGAAAAGGAUAUUCUUUUUCACCUUUUCCUGGAAUUGAUGACAACAAUUCAACCAGAAAACCCAUUAUGAUUUUCCCGGAAGCCACUGUAUGCAAAAUGAAAAUCCUAAAGCUCGACUAAGAAGACUGUAUUUUGGCUUGAACCUUACAGGUUGCCUUUGGACAGAGAUCAUUAUGUUAACUGACCCCACAUCAGAAUUAAACAGCCCGGGGUCUCUACCUAACAAUGCCCAGGAAACCACUAUCCAGAACAAAACAGGAAGGAGGAAGAAGAGCAUGCUGAAACAGUCAUGGAUGGAGAUCACCAUAGCCUUCAUGAGGAGGACCAAGGUCCACGGGCUGAAGUUUGUCUUCUCCCCAGACAAGACCUUACCCCAGCGGGUCCUCUGGCUCCUGGCCUUCUUUGUGUGCAUGGGUCUCCUGUUCACCUGGUCCUGGAACCGCAUCCUCUACCUGAUGUCCUACCCGGCCGUCACCAAGAUCAAGAUGGUGUGGGCUCACAACAUGUCCUUCCCGGCCGUGACCUUCUGCAACCACAACCUGUUCCGGGUGUCCAGUCUGACCAAGGCUGACCUGUACCACAGCGGCUACUGGAUGGACCUGAUGCACCAGAACCACACGGUCAUGGAGAGGAGCCUGGCUCUUCUGAGGGACAACCACAAGUACAGCCUCCUCAACCUGCUGGACUUCAAUGGCUACACCCCGUCUCCACAUUACCAUGUCAACACAACUGAGAUGAUUGGCAGGCUGGGCCACCAACUGGAGGACAUGUUGCUGGAAUGCAGAUUCCGGGGGGGGAACUGCACCCACCAGAACUUCACCACUAUUUACACGCGGUACGGAAAAUGCUACACGUUCAACUCUGGUUUGGAUGGCAACCCGAUGUUGACAACGUUAAAAGGCGGGACAGGAAAUGGGCUGGAGAUCAUGUUAGAUAUCCAACAAGAUGAAUACUUACCUGUUUGGGGAGAGACAGAUGAGACCUCGUACGAAGCAGGCAUCAAGGUUCAGAUUCACAGCCAGGACGAACCUCCCUUCAUUGACCAGCUGGGAUUUGGUGUGGCCCCUGGUUUUCAAACUUUUGUGUCAUGUCAGCAGCAACUGCUUCAGUACCUCCCUCCACCUUGGGGAGACUGCAAGUCCACUCCCAUCGACUCUGAGUUCUUCUCCACGUACAGCAUCACAGCCUGCCGUAUCGACUGUGAGACACGCUACCUGGUGGAGAACUGUAACUGCAGGAUGGUCCACAUGCCUGGGACCGCAACGGUAUGCACACCCGAGCAGUACAAAGACUGUGCAGACCCAGCUUUAGACUUCUUGGUAGAGAAAGACAACGACUACUGUGUGUGUGAGACACCCUGCAGCAUGACACGAUAUGGCAAGGAGCUGUCCAUGGUGAAAAUACCCAGUAAAGCCUCUGCCAAAUAUCUGGCCAAGAAAUUCAACAAAACUGAACAGUACAUUGGAGAAAACUUACUAGUCCUGGACAUCUUCUUUGAGGCAUUGAAUUAUGAGAAGAUUGAACAGAAGAAGGCAUAUGAAAUUGCGGGGUUGCUUGGUGACAUUGGUGGGCAGAUGGGUCUGUUCAUUGGAGCCAGUGUUUUAACGAUACUGGAAAUAUUUGACUACUUAUAUGAGGUAUUUAAGGAUAAAGUUUUGGGUUACUUCAUGCGCAAGAAACGACCGCAGCGUUGUCCAAGCGACAAUCUGGAGUUUCCAGAGAACCCAACCAGCCCUGGUGUCACGCCUAAUCAUGCCCCCAGAGCACCUGUGACACCCUCCGGAGUCACUCGGACAGUCUCGGAUUCACGCCGAACAUGUUACCUCGUCACCCGACUCUAGGCAACUUUGAGGAGUUUGCUUGUUGACGACAUAAAGCUGGGUGGGGGGAAGGGGAGGGUGGCACGUGGGAUCUUCGGGGUUUGACAGAAAACUGUGAAAUAACUUAUGUAUUAUUACAAACAUGGUUAGUGUAGAGUAGUAGGAUCUAGCGAUUGCCUGAAUAGAAAUAGAACACUAUCAUAAGAAUAAAACCAUUUCCAAAGCAGAACUCAGGUGACGGACAUAUCAAGGCGUCGACGACACUAUUUAUUUGAUGUUCCAUUCAUGUUGCAUUCUAUUAAACAGGGUGACAUUAGUGUGUUUGAAUUGGUUUUAAUCAGCCUAGUAAUGUAUAAGCCUAGAAAUGUGUAAGACUAGUAAUGUAUAAGACUAGUAAUGUAGAUGGAAAGGACUUCAGAGUGGUCUCAGUUCAUGUCAACUUAUUUAUAACAUUGUAAUAUACUCAACAAAAAUACAAACACAACAUGCAACAAUUUCAAAGAUUUUCCUGAGUUACAGUUCAUAGGAAAUCAGUCAAUUGAAAUAUAUGAAUUAGGCCCUAAUCUAUGGAUAUCACAUGACUGGGAAUACAGAUAUGCACUUGUUGAUCACAGAUACCUUUAAAAAAAAGUUGGGGUGUGGAUUAGGAAACCAGUCAGUAUCUGGUGUGAACACCAUUUGCCUCAUGCAGCGCUAAACAUUUCCUUCGCGUAGAGUUGAUCAGGCUGUUGAUUGUGGCCUGUGAAAUGUUGUCCCACUCCUCUUUAAUGGCUGUGUGAAGUUGGUGGGAACUGGAAGGCGCUUUCGUACACGUCAAUCCAGAGCAUCCCAAACAUACUCAAUGGGUAACAUGUCUAGUGAGUAUACAUGCCAUGGAUGAACUGGGAAAUGUUCAGCUUCCAGGAACUGUGUACAGAUCCUUGCAACAUGGGGCCGUGCAUUACCAUGCUGAAACAUGAGUUGAUGGUGGUGGAUGAAUGGCACUACAAUGGGCCUCAGGAUCUUGUCACUGUAUCUCUGUGCAUUCAAAUUGCCAUUGUGCUCGUUGUCCAUAUGCCUGCCCAUACCAUAACCCCACCACCACCAUGGGGCACUCUGCUCACAACGUUAUCAUCAGAAAACAGCUCACCCACACAACGCCAUACACGUGGUCUGCGGUUGUGAGGCUGGUUGGAUUCUAGCCAAAUUCUCUAAAACGACGCUUAUGGUAGAGAAAUGAACAUUCAGUUCUCUGGCAACAGCUCUGGUGAACAUUCCAACAGUCAGUAUGCCAAUUGUAUGCUCCCUCAAAACUUGAGACAUCUGUGGCAUUGUGUUGUGUGUCAAAACUGCACAUCUUACAGUGGCCUUUUAUUGUCCCCAGCAGAAGGUGCACCUGUGUAAUGACCAUACUGUUUAGUCAGAUAACUGAUAUGCUACACCUGUCAGGGGGAUGGAUUAUCUUGGCAAAAGAGAAACGCUCACUAACAGGGAUAUAAAAAAAUUUGUGCACACAAUUUGAGGGAAAUAAGCUUUUUGCGUAUGGAACAUUUCUUGGAUCUUUUAUUUCAGCUCAUGAAACUUGGGACCAACACUUUACAUGAUGCAUCCAUAUUUUUGUUCAGUGUAGCAGUCAAUUUUGAUGUGCUGAAUAUCAAAUUGAGAGGCUAGCCAUGGUUAGCAUGUGUAGCAUCAGCAUAGCCAGGUCCAUUCAUUAGUAGAAUCAAGAGGGUUUUUAAAGACAUAUUCAGGUUACCACUCUUUCAUUUAUAACUAAUUGAGAGUAAGAUAAUGCAGAUUUCAGUGAUGCCCACUCAACUAUGAUCACAAUGCUCAAAGGAGAACAGCAGAACUAACUUGAAACCCCCAGUAAUAGACAGUUCGCAGUAAUUAUGUUGCCUUCGUACUCAAGUGAUUCUGUUCAGAGAUUGAUCCUAUCACUGAUUUGAAACUAUAAACCAUCAAGUAAUGAAAGCCUCUUGCGUUAGGUCCCCAGGAAGAGAAACUAUUGCAAGAUUAUUGAAUGCAAUUCUUUGUUUACAAGUUACAUAUUGUAAAAAAAAAGUUUUUAUGUUUUCACAUAUGAACAAUCACAACUUUUCCAUAAGAUUUGGGGAAAAUAGGAACAUUUCCCAUUGUUAUAUAUAGUGCUCCACAUGCAUUUCAUCUGUGUACUGCUGAAAAAAUGUACAUCAAUGACAACAUUUUCUUCUGUCGUGGUUUCCCAUUUUUUUCUGGGAAUAGAGUUGUCGUACUGACCGUACUGUCACUGGAAAAGGACACUCUUCACAGGAGUCUGCUGUAACUCAGCCCCCACUCUAAUCACCACUUUCAAUAGAAUAGACAAACAAGCAAGACGAUCCACCCAAACUUAAAGUUAGUUUAUGUGGGUGUUGUUCAAAUGGUUUUGUUCCAUGACCAUGGCUUUUAACUGCUACAUAAACACUCAUUAGCACACGUCCCCUGUGAUAGUAAACUAUUCUCUAUUGGGAACUAGUGGAGUACAAACAUUGUCAAGGUGGUAUUCUGAAUAUUGAUUGAAAUGUGUAAAUACCAGAUCAAAAUGCCAUUAAGAAAUUCAAUCUCGCUCAUGUGUUGAUAUGUUUAUAGUAUGUAAAAAAUAAAUAAAAAAGACUAAAAAAUGUAUCCAUUACUGCUGUUGCACCAUAAGGGAAUUGGAGGACAAGGGAGCUGCAGACUUGCCAUAUGAGCACACGAUGGCCUACCCCAAGAGUUGUCCAUUAGUUUGUGUUGUUAUCCAAGUGGACCUCAAGUGUCUUCCAGUUUGUAUUUAAUUUUAGGACCGGACACAGAGUAGAAUUUGUAAGAUUCCAGAGACAGUUUAUUACAGUGCUUCAAAAACAUACAUGUCCCAGGUUCCCUACUUUAUUCAGUACAGUUGGUUUAAAACACUGAAAUGCAUUGUAUAAUUGCAUUGUUAUAUACUAUUGUUAUUGGAAUUCCAGUACAUGUAAUACGACUCAAAUAACAGUCAGUUUGUGAUGUGUAAAUUAUCAAAUAUAAUAAACUAUAUAUUUAACCAUC